This is a messenger RNA of Sitodiplosis mosellana (orange wheat blossom midge), 1229 nucleotides long. RefSeq names its product pyridoxine/pyridoxamine 5'-phosphate oxidase 2. Gene Ontology annotation, biological process: pyridoxine biosynthetic process; pyridoxal 5'-phosphate biosynthetic process. The record is from RefSeq and is a predicted model, not a curated record. Gene Ontology annotation, molecular function: FMN binding; pyridoxamine phosphate oxidase activity. Lineage: Eukaryota; Metazoa; Arthropoda; Insecta; Diptera; Cecidomyiidae. Bases 433 to 1071 code for a protein of 212 amino acids. The transcript has 7 exons.
GCGGCUUCACUUCGAUGUGUGCAUGUAUGAGUGCGUGUGUCUGUGUGUGCUUGUUCAUUCUCUCUUUCGUUCCUGUCUCAUUGUGUGUGAAGCAAAUCGGCAUUUUUUUUGUUGUCGUGUAUGUCAAGAAGGAUUUACGAAAUGUCUAAUUACAGCAUUGCUGCUGUUGUCGCUGUUGCUGUGGCAUAAAACAAAGCCCAAAAAUAGAUUCGCACUUCAUUGAAUUCGCCUUGCCGCUGGCAUUUUUAGAUUUUUAUCAUUCGUUUGUUGAGUUGUAGUUGUUGCUGUUUUUUUUUCUGCUGUUUUGCACAUUCGCUACUUCUUCUAGGCAUAUAUAUAUUCUCUUCAGGUGAUAGCACCAGUUGUGUGUAUUUAAACCAGAGACAAAAGUCAAACACUGACCAUAUUUGUGUACGCAGCGAAGAGAGAAAAAUGGAAACAUCAGGUUUGUCAUUCAUUACAAAUGUACCGGAAAAUCCCAUGCAGAUUUUCGCAAACUGGCACAACGAAGCCAAUGAACACAGUGAUCCGAAUUUAUUUUUGGACACAAUGACUAUUGCCGGACUCAGCGACACCGACGAUUUACUCAACCGAAAUGUGAUUCUUCGAAAGCAUGACGAUAAUGGACUGAUCUUUGUAACGGAACGAAAUACCAUGAAAUUCAAGGACUUUGUAAAAAAUCCAAGUGUUGCAGCCGUUUUCUUGUGGAUCUAUAUGAUAAACGGCACUGCUGUCACUAGGCAGGUACGUGUGUUAGGAAAGGUGGCUGAGUUGAGUGAAUUGGAAAUUGCUGAGUUUUAUAAGGAAGAACCGUUGUUUGCGAGAAUUCGCAGUAAAAUAUGCCGAUGCGGUGAACCGGUCGAUUGGAAUGACUUGAAAGCAAAACAUGAUCUGACGUUGAAAGACUAUCAGGAUGGAAAAGAUACACUACCGCAAAGAGACACUUACACUGCAAUGCGAAUCAUACCACAAAAAUUCGACUUCUACCAUGCACGACGCCAUGAGAUAGCUGAUCGCGUAAAAUAUACGCUAGAAGACGGAAAGUGGAUAAAUUAUCACAUCGCUACUUAGUCAAGUGUACACUCAAUUUAUUUGCCGCAAUUUGUAGUCAUAAGUGUAGUUGCUUCUUAAAUAAUUGAUUAAUCGACGGUAUAUUUUGUUGACUGAACCGUAUGAUUUUGUUUUUACUCGUAGUUCAAACAAAUAAAGAUAAAGUCUCACCGCUUGAA